Messenger RNA from Lactuca virosa, 291 nucleotides. NCBI's taxonomy places the organism in Eukaryota, Viridiplantae, Streptophyta, Magnoliopsida, Asterales, Asteraceae. The record is from the annotation of a GenBank genome assembly.
AUGGAGACCUUCCAUUUUUGUGAUUUAGAGCUGAGUGAGGAGGUUGUUCAUGGCAUCAAAACUGCAGAGAUUUUGAGGGUUCUUCGAGCUGAUUUGGAGGCCGGUGAUCUUAGGGCUCGGGAGGUUUCCUUCAAGGAUAUUGAUGCUUGUGGACCCCCUUAUUUCUAUGGGAGUAGGGAUUGGUGGUGCGAGGUUUUUCAGGGCCUCGAACCAGAUGCAGUCGAUUCCAAAUCAUCGGAGGAUUUUGUCACUAGAUUCAAGAGAGAAUUUGUGCCAACAGUUGACUCAUGA